This is a messenger RNA of Corvus hawaiiensis (hawaiian crow), 1304 nucleotides long. RefSeq names its product PTTG1 interacting protein (gene PTTG1IP). The record is from RefSeq and is a predicted model, not a curated record. The coding region runs from base 28 to 531 and encodes 167 amino acids. Gene Ontology annotation, biological process: protein import into nucleus. The transcript is spliced from 7 exons. Gene Ontology annotation, cellular component: nucleus; cytoplasm. NCBI's taxonomy places the organism in Eukaryota, Metazoa, Chordata, Aves, Passeriformes, Corvidae.
CCCCGGCGCGUCCCGGCCCGCUCCGCCAUGGCCCCGGCGCUCCGGCUCUGCGCGCUGGCCCUGGCCCUGCUGCCCGCCGCCUUCGCCGCGCAGGACGUGGCCGGAGAUUGUCGCCAGUAUACGAACAGGAGCUGUGAAGAGUGCCUGAAAAAUGUCACCUGCCUGUGGUGUGCCAGCAGCAGGAGGUGCAUGGAAUACCCCGUCCGAAGAAUCCUCCCCCCGGCCGACCUGUGUGAGCUCCGCUCUGCGCGCUGGGGAGUCUGCUGGGUGAACUUUGAAGCCCUGAUCAUUGCAAUGUCCGUGGUGGGAGGAGCACUCCUGAUCAUGUUGGGGGUCUGCUGCUGCUGCUGCUGUUGUAAGAAAAAGAGCAAAAGGCCAGACAAGGAUGACGAGAGAGCAGCCAGGGAGCGGGAGAAGAGGCGGGUGCGGCAGGAGGAGAGGAGAGCAGAGAUGAAAUCACGGCAUGAUGAAAUCCGAAGAAAAUACGGCUUGUUCAAAGAAGAGAACCCUUAUGCAAAAUUUGAGAAUUAGCAUCUCCAGACCUGCCGCUUCUCUCGUGUUGCAGUAAUCCCCACACUGUAACACAGACCCACCCACCCACCCGCCCUGGUGAACAGUGCCUUCUGCAGAGCCAAAAGUCUCCAGGCUUCCCCCCACCACCAUGGUGCCACUUCAUCUACCACAGAGGAUGAGCCAAAUGCUUGGUGACACCAUUGUCCCCACUCCAGAUGCUUGGUUUGGCCAGAGCUUUGCUCUUGCCCCACUGGUGCAAGAAACCAUGGCAGCAAUACUGGAGGAUGGCACAUUUCUUCUCACUCACCCCUGGGGUGGUUGUGGUCCAAAGCAAUGCACGUAAGAGUCCUUGUCUCAGCCAAGCGUGAAAGCAACAUCACACAUCUCCCUCACCCCUGCCUCACCAAGAACACUUCAUGCACAUAGAGCUAGGCUCUUCUGCCCCCCCCCCCUUUUUUUUUUCUUUUCGUAUAUACAAAAGCCAGCAAGAGUUUCCUGAUGCAUGGGUCAGCAGGAGGCUUUGGCUAUCACUCCAGGUGCCUGCACUUACCCCAGCACAUUAGCAGUCCUCUCAAUGAGCACAAGUUUCUGGUGAUCUGGUGCUUCCAGGAGGAAGGUCUUAUGUGCACCUUCUCACUUGCAACUAAUUUGGGGAAAUGCCCCAACUCUCCUACCUCUCUGUGCCUUUCUAGAAAGGUGGUCUUGGGCUCAAUGGCCACGUCUGUUAGCAAUACUGUAAGUUUCAAGUGCAUUUACAAUAUGCUGACUGUAUAUUAAACUGAUUCAAUUAC